CACGUCGGGACAUAUUCGGGCCUGCGCCGUGGGUCAUGGGACGAUGAGUCACAGUCGGUUUAAAUAGGCUCAGUUUCGUUUCUGGUUUCACUCCGACAAGUCGUCUGUGCAUGCAGACCACAUGAAAAUGCAGAAUCAAAGAUGCAAGACUGCAACUGGAGCUGAGGCCACAGCGACCGGUCAGACCCAGAACACCAUCAUACCUCAGGUCAGGUACCAUCCAACUAUCCAGACUCAGAGUCAUGGAGAUGGAGCACGAGCCAAAACCACUAAAGCCAGAACCAAUAAAACUAAAAAGACCACACCUGGAGCUGUGCACCCUCCUCAGACUGGGAGCCAGCAUGGGGACAGCACUACCCAGGCUGAUCCCGUUCCUGCUGUGAGACCACCUCCAGAUAAAGGACAAAACAAAAAACAAAGCACUCAAACAUCCGUAAAGAAGACUAAUCAGAAUCUGGUUCAGACGACUGCAACAGACCCUGAUCCUCCUCAAAAACCAGAUCAGUUGUCUAACAGAAGCCCUCCUAGACCGGAACAGGUUUCUCUGGAUCUGGAUUACCAGAUGGACGGGCGUAUGGUGGAGGAGGUGGAGGUUCUGACCCGUGGACAGAGGACCAACCCAGACUGGUUUUCUUGGAGGAAGAACCGGAUCACAGCCUCUGUGGUUCAUCGCAUCGCUCACUGCCGCUUCGUUCAUGGCAAGGCCAAAACCCCACCCUCUUCCUACCUGGCUGCUAUCACAGGUGAGGGUCCAGGUGUUAAGACGAGAGCCAUGAGCUGGGGGAUCAAGAUGGAGGACAAGGCCGUCCGCAAGUACGAGAGACUGAAGAGUCAGGCCCUGGGAAGGCCGGUCUUCGUUCAGGACUGCGGCCUGUUCAUUGACGCUCAGCGGCCCUGGUUGGCUGCGAGUCCUGAUGGCAUUGUGAUGGACAGACAGACCGGCCAACAGCUGCUCUGCCUGGAGGUGAAGUGUCCCUACAAACACAGAGAGAGACGGGUGGAGGACGCCUGCAGGGACGACUCUGCCUUCUGUCUGGAAAUACAGGAUGAGGAUGGGCAGGAGCCCGGAGGGUCCCCAAUCUACCGUCUGAAGACGUCUCACAGUUACUUCACACAGAUCCAGUGUCAGCUGGCGGUGACGGGCCUGCAACGGGCUGACCUCGUCGUCUACACCCUGAAGGAGACGGCAAUCGUCCCGGUGAUCUUUGACCCAGACAUGUGGGAGGAAACAGUGUCCCUGCUGGAGGUGUUUUACAGGGACGCCGUCCUGUCUCACCUCAGAAAGAAGACAGAGCCGGAGACAGCGGAGGCCAGGAGACCGGAGCUGUAGAGACUAUCGUUGAGUGAGAGAUCAUAGGUUUGAUCCGCAUCAUGUGGAGUCCGCCGCUCUCUGGUGACCUCUGUCCACCUCUGUCCGUCUCUGUGGUGGCGGGUGGGGGUGGGUGACAGCAGCUGAUGCAGCACAGUGAGUUCAAAGUGCUGCCAGUCUGUGGUCACGGGUUUUUUAUAAGUAUUUUAUACAAUUUCUGUUACCGAGAAGAAAAGUUCAGAAACUUUUCUUGUUUUAACGAGAUUCUUUUCACUUAGAAUAUUUUCCUUGUUUUAGAUACAAAACUCUUCCAUCUCAAGAUUUUUGUAAGAAUACAUGACUUUAUCAUG
This is a messenger RNA of Toxotes jaculatrix (banded archerfish), 1659 nucleotides long. RefSeq lists its product as uncharacterized. Lineage: Eukaryota; Metazoa; Chordata; Actinopteri; Toxotidae. The transcript is spliced from 5 exons. The record is from RefSeq and is a predicted model, not a curated record. The coding region runs from base 122 to 1330 and encodes 402 amino acids.